UAUGCUAAGUUUACUCUGAGAUUCCUCUUUUCUCCAACACCAAAAAUCCACUGCUCAUGUGGCAGCACAGCAGAUGAUUGCUAGACGUCAAAGUGCAAUAUUUGAGUAAAGUUCAACGAAGUAAACAGAAUAUUGUGAACCUCAAGUCUUUAUUAUUUCAUAAUAUCUAAGCAUAUUUACUUGGAGGAAGAAUGCUGAAGUUCUUAAAAAAUAUGCUGUUGAGCCUUUAUAUGCAAUAUGAAUUGGUCACCUGCAUAUACAUGUUUGAACCUUGGGAAAAGAAGUUAAUAAACAGUUUUGUGCUGCUCACACUAAGUUUGGUUAUCUUCUCAAGUGUUGUGUACUUACCGUCAUACAUAGAAACAUUCCUACGAUUUGUGUCACCACUACCAGAGGAGGAAGGUGGUGCGUCCUAUACGCCUAUGCUGCACACAGAGAAAAUGAGUAUGAGUUAAGGAAGAAAGGAGUUAACAAGGAUAAGACUAAAAACGCACAGAUAGUGAGAUUUUUCUUUUGAAUUAUCGUAGCAAUAUAUUCAUAAAAAACCCUGUUAAGACAAAAAAGAAUUGUUACGAUUUGCAAAUUUUAAAGUCUAUAAAAAAUAAUGAAAAACAAAUUUAGAAAAAAUGUGGUUUAUACAAAUGUAUGUAUGUAAAACUUAACGAAUUUCCAAAAAGUGUAACUUGCAGUAAAUAGUUAUAUAUAGUUAAUUAUCUGGUGCUUAGAAUGGAAUUUUUACAAUAAAAACUGCAUUUACUUC
Molecule: messenger RNA, 760 nt
Organism: Ceratitis capitata (Mediterranean fruit fly)
Lineage: Eukaryota; Metazoa; Arthropoda; Insecta; Diptera; Tephritidae
Product: serine palmitoyltransferase small subunit B
Exons: 3
Coding region: 192-455 (87 amino acids)
Source: RefSeq, a predicted model, not a curated record